Messenger RNA from Heteronotia binoei (common prickly gecko), 1536 nucleotides. RefSeq names its product matrilin 1 (gene MATN1). The transcript has 7 exons. Gene Ontology annotation, molecular function: calcium ion binding. Bases 76 to 1509 code for a protein of 477 amino acids. Lineage: Eukaryota; Metazoa; Chordata; Lepidosauria; Squamata; Gekkonidae. The record is from RefSeq and is a predicted model, not a curated record.
GAGGAGUGGCCCGUUAAUACCUCCGGGCCAAGGCCAGAGCCUGCCAGUCCACUCUCUGCUUCCAUCAGAGCAACCAUGACAUUGAUUAUUUCGGGCAUCCUGUUCUUAGUGCUGCUCCUAUGUCAGGAGCAGGGAGUUACUGGGGUCCCUCCUCAGCCAAGAGGUGCACAGUGUCGGACAAGACCCACAGAUUUGGUUUUCAUCAUAGACAGUUCCCGGAGUGUGCGGCCCAGUGAAUUUGAGCAAGUCAAGGUCUUCUUGUCCCAGGUCAUAGAGUCACUUGAUGUUGGACCAAACGCUACUCGGGUCGGUGUCAUUAAUUAUGCCAGUGCAGUCAAGAAUGAGUUUUCCCUCAAGACUCACCGUACUAAAGCUUCCUUGCUGCAAGCAGUACGGAGGAUUGAGCCCCUUUCCACUGGAACCAUGACAGGCCUAGCUAUCCAGUUUGUCAUCAACAGAGGAUUCAGUGAGGUAGAAGGUGCAAGAGUGAGAUCACCAGGAGUUAACAAGGUAGCUAUUAUAGUAACAGAUGGGCGACCACAGGAUGGUGUGAAGGAUGUAUCAGCCAGGGCAAGAGCUCUUGGGAUUGAAAUUUUUGCCAUUGGUGUGGGCCGCGUGGACAUGCACACCCUGCGGCAGAUUGCCAGCGAGCCCCUGGAUGAGCACGUGGACUACGUGGAGAGCUACAGCGUCAUUGAGAAGCUGACCAAAAAGUUUCAAGAAGCAUUCUGUGCUGUAUCAGACUUGUGUGCCACGGGAGACCACGAUUGUCAGCAGAUCUGUGUCAGCACGGGUGCCUCAUACACAUGCGCUUGUAAAGAGGGGUUCACACUUAACACCGAUGGGAAAACCUGCAGUGCCUGCAGUGGAGGAGCUGCCACGGAUCUUGUUUUCCUGAUCGAUGGCUCCAAGAGCGUGAGGCCUGAGAACUUUGAGCUGGUGAAGAAGUUCAUCAACCAGAUUGUGGACUCUCUGGAUGUAUCAGACAGAAAUGCACACGUUGGUCUGGUCCAGUACUCUAGUUCGGUCAGGCAGGAAUUCCCGCUGGGGCGAUUCAAUAGUAAGAAGGAUAUUAAAACAGCAGUGAGGAAGAUGUCCUACAUGGAGAAAGGGACCAUGACAGGCCAAGCCUUGAAAUACCUGGUGGACAAUUCCUUUGCCAUCUCCAGCGGAGGAAGACCUGGAGUCCCUAAAGUGGCAAUUGUAUUUACAGAUGGACGGUCACAAGAUUACAUCAAUGAUGCAGCCAAGAAAGCCAAAGAACUAGGCUACAAGAUGUUUGCUGUAGGAGUUGGCAAUGCUGUCGAAGAUGAACUGAAAGAAAUCGCCUCUGAACCAGUGUCGGAGCAUUAUUUCUACACUGCUGAUUUCAAAACCAUCAACCACAUUGCAAAGAAACUACAGAGUAAAAUCUGUGUUGAAGAUCCAUGUGAAUGUGAAGCCAUUGUGAAGUUCCAGACAAGGGUGGAUAACCUCAUAAAGGCACUGACACAGAAGCAUAUCCUUUGACAACUACUUUCAACACAAGGUGUUAAU